CAGCCAGCGAAGUCAGUCCCGAAACGUUCCCGUUCUUAAGUAGGUAAUAUGCUGAACUUAAGUGAUAUAAGGAAAAAAGUCGACCAAAUUCUCGACUGGCAACCGGCGGUGUUUUCCUCGACGGCGCAACCCAAUACCUCGGGAGUUUCUUCCCUGUAUCGCUUAGCUUUGAGGGUCCUUUAUAAGCUUUGUAAGUUUCCGAAUGAGUCCCAGGAGCCAAACGGCCCGCCGACGGAACAGGAGCCGUCUGGUUCAGUGGAGUCGCCGCCGGAUGUAGCACGUCCGGACGAGAGUCAUGGAAAUUGCGAUUAUAAUGAAAACGAACACUUCCAAAAUGAUGAAAAUGAAAAUUCCCAUCAAAAUGGAAACGAAAAUUCAGAAGAAUCGCUGGAACUUUCGUCCGGCGGAGAAGCAGAAGACUCUGAGGUCGAUGAGAAUGCAGAAGACUCUGAGGACGAUGAGAAUGCAACCGAGGAAGACGAUGAUGAAAAUAUGUAUGAUGAAGGAGAGGAGGAAGUUUUGGGAAACGAUGAUUUUGAGGAUGAGGAUGAAGAAUCAGAAGACGAGGAUGGAAAUGAGUAUCAGGAUUGUGAUGGGGAAGAAUAUGGGCGGGAGGCCCAUGGGGAGAAAGCAGCCGAGGAGGAAGAUUUUUCAGACUCGGAAAAUGAGAAUGUUCAUGGGGAUCUGGAAGAUAUGGAGGAUGGGGAAGAAGAGGAUGAAGAAGAUGCAACUGAGGCCAAUGAGGUAGCUGUGGAGCACAUGGAGCAUGUGAAUCAAUUAUCAUCGGCAUCAGGACUUCGCAAAAGGCGUGAAGACUCCGAGGACCCGGAUUUGAGCGAACCAAGCUCCAAAAAGCUAAAAAACUAAAUCUGCCAGAAGCGUUCAUCUUGUGUAAAUGGUAUUUUCAUUAUAUUUAUUAAAGAAUUUAUUAAAUUUAAACUUUUUUGUUGAAUAAAGAGCUGGGAAUUAAAAGACAAGUUAAAUUUAUUAAGAGGGAAUCACAAUUUAAAAUAUUGCCAGUCGUAACUGUAGGGCGCGAAAAAACUCUAUCGAUAACAUUGAAGACACUUCUCAAUACUGUUAUGUGCCCAUCUCUACCAGCCAUAUCAAUAUGCCAUCUCUAGCAGCCAUUUCUAACUGUCAUCUCUAAUUGCUACAUCCACCUUGUGUGACCAAACAGAAAAUACCGAAAUUAUAAUUUAAUUAUAUACAUUUGUCAUAUUGUGAAUGAAAAUAGCACAGCCGGCCCACGGUGACAUAUAUUUUUGUGACUGUCCGGUGGGCCCGGUAAAGCUAAUUUUCAAGUUGGCAAAAAUAUAAAACAAAACAAA
This is a messenger RNA of Drosophila ananassae, 1331 nucleotides long. RefSeq lists its product as uncharacterized. The record is from RefSeq and is a predicted model, not a curated record. Lineage: Eukaryota; Metazoa; Arthropoda; Insecta; Diptera; Drosophilidae. The transcript is spliced from 2 exons. The coding region runs from base 49 to 867 and encodes 272 amino acids.